AUGAUGAAUUUCGCUUUAAGCAGUCAGUUUUACAUCGAUGCUCUCGAACGAGCUAUCCAGGAGCAGGUGCCGCAGCAUUUCCAAACGCUAGCGGAGGAAAACCAGUUGAACCCAUUUGAUCUGGUACCGCUGGACAUGAUAACAACGAUGGUGGGUCGUAGCCCGGAGGAUGAUUCGAUCCCGGCCUCGAAUGAAAUCGCACCCGCAGUCGACCCAAGCCAGCAGUUUCAGCUAGAGCAGCAGCAUCACUCGGACGAGCAGAACAGUAGUAGUGGUAGCGAAGGCAACCCAUUCUGUGACAUCAAUGAUAAUAGCAUUCUGGUUGAGUUUGAAAAGAUUGAUGAUGAUCUGGAGGACGGAGGCUGUAAUAAAGAAAACAAUACUCUAUACGAAGACGGAGAGCCAUCGCAUGCCACAAUCACAAUCGAGGGUCCGGAUAAUCAGAUACUGGCUCGGUAUCGGUGCAACUAUGGGAGCUGCAAUCGAAGCUACAGCACGGUUGGCAACUUGAGAACGCACAUGAAAACUCACAGAGGCGAGUACAAGUUUAAAUGUACCGAAGAGGGCUGCACCAAAGCCUUCCUGACAUCCUACAGCCAAAAGAUCCACAUUCGCGUUCACACCAAGGUGAAGCCGUACAUCUGCAGUGAUAGCAGCUGCCGAAAAGCUUUCAACACCCGGUACCGGUUACGGGCCCACGAACGGCUGCACAACGGUGAAACAUUCAACUGUGCCAUCUGUCAGAAGGUUUUCACCACGUUGAGCGAUCUGAAGAAACACUCGCGCGUUCACACCCAAGAGCGACCGUAUAAAUGCAAGGAGGAUAAGUGUGGUAAGGCAUUUACGGCGUCACAUCAUUUGAAAACGCACAUUCGAACGCACUCGGGUGAGAGACCGUUUUCGUGCAAAAUUACCGACUGCAACAAAUCCUUCAGCACGCCACACAGUCUGAAAACGCACUCGAAAACGCACGAAAAGCCGAAGAAAAAGUUCUCCAAGCUUGCAAAACUGAAAAAGGUGCGUUCGACGCUGCAAUGGCAAGAACGGAUGGAUGCAAGUACAGUCGUGCUAGAAGAAGGUGAAAAUGAAGCCAAACGUGUGCAUACCGUCGAACCGGAAGCACAAGAUCACCAAAAAUUAUACGAACAAACAGCAAAUGUUCAACAGGUGGAUAUUAUGGGGUAUGUUUCGGAUGCGUCAGUGCAGGAAGAGUACGGAUUUGUGCAGGUGAAUGAUUUCCACGAAUCGAAAGCACUCGAAUUGGCGUUGGCCGCUGAGGAAGAGCUGAAUCCACAGUGGAUCGAUAUUUCGAUGCUACAAUCGAAACCGCUCGCCGCUCUCGAUCCAGUCACGUCCGCUUGUGUCGCCCUGCCCACGAGUGUGCCAUCAUACGUGGACCUCUCGUUUAAUGUGAACGUUGCCGGCUUUAUGCCUUCCACUGAGGGUAACGUCGUCACGUCCACCGGAAGCCCGGCGUUGGUGGGAGAGAUGUCUGUCCAAGGGCCCCAGGUGUUUACCAUUGGGAAUUACUUUGAUGAAAGUUUGCUUGAGAGUGCCAAUGCUACGGUACAAAUCGAUCGUGCGAUACAGAACAGUAAGAAGCGUGUUGGUGGCGUGAAGCAAGAAGAACAAGAAGCAACGGAUAAGCUGAUAAACGAACUGUUUGCAGACGAGUUCUUGCCCAAGCUAGAUGCCACAUCGGACACUAUGGGUGCCGGUGGUGUUUUGCUAGAUAGCAAAAGCUUUUCAUCGAUCGAUACUGAUAAAAGCGGCGAACAAAAUAUCUUAACGAGCGCACCGAUCACCUUGCAUGAUGCUUCCACUAAAACGCUUAAGGAUAUAACGGCCGACGCCGACAUUUGUCGGUGUGUCAAUUGUCAGUGUGAUCCGAUGCAAGGUUGUAUUGGAGGCUGUGGACCAGAGAAACCUUGUCAUAUACCUUCCUCCACCAGAUCGGGUCACAGCGGUUGUUCUUCAAUGGUACAGAACACUCAGCAAGCACUCGAGCAUCAGGUGCAAAUGCCCCAAAUCGCACCAGUACAAACGGCACCUGUAUCACUCCAGUCCACAGCACUCACCGGUUUGGAUUUGGUGGGAUUGGAAGAGCAACAACCGGAACAACCAAAACCAGCUUCACCGGAAUCGUUUUGUUGCAAAGCCUCCGCUCCCAGCAUUACUGGAGCAGCAGCAGCUGGGUCAGGACUUGCGCCCAAGCUGACUGAUCAGUUGGAACCGUUGGCGAACAUGUUAAAAAGUUUACAGAGUUGCUCCUGUGCUGGACCGCGUGAUGGCCACUCUAAGGGGUGCUGUGUCGUGAUUUGCCUGAAGACGCUAGAAACACUCAAAAAGGUACUGAGCACACAUUCUAGUCUGAUCCAGUGCCACAGCAGUAGCAGUGCUAUCAUCAAUUAA
Molecule: messenger RNA, 2412 nt
Organism: Anopheles nili
Lineage: Eukaryota; Metazoa; Arthropoda; Insecta; Diptera; Culicidae
Gene: MTF-1
Exons: 6
Coding region: 1-2412 (803 amino acids)
Source: RefSeq, a predicted model, not a curated record